UGGCCUGUGUUUCGGUAUUUAUUUUUAGUUUUUGUCAUUAUUUAUAUAGAAAAAAGUGUUGUUUUAAUAAAAUAAUAUGUCUAGUAAACCUAAUUCAAAACGAACGGUGUAUGUGGGUGGUUUAGCAGAAGAGGUGGACGAAAAAGUUUUAAACGCGGCAUUUGUUCCGUUUGGCGAUCUUGUGGACGUACAGAUACCUUUAGACUAUGAAACGGAGAAACACAGAGGCUUUGCGUUUAUAGAGUUCGAAAAUGCAGAGGAUGCGGCGGCCGCUAUAGAUAAUAUGAAUGAUUCAGAACUGUUUGGCAGAACCAUCAGAGUGAACAUAGCAGCACCACAGAGGAUAAAGGAAGGCUCUACCCGACCUGUCUGGUCAGAAGACAGUUGGCUGCAGAAGCAUGCCGGUGAGACACUCUCUGUUAACAAGGAGGGAGAGGAUGAUAGUAAAGAGAAGACAGAAACUUCUAGUGUUACACCAGCAAAGCCAAUAGAAAAGAGGAAUCCUCAAGUGUACUUUGACGUAAGCGUUGGCAAACAAGAGAUGGGUCGGAUUAUCAUGAUGUUGCGCGCUGACAUUGUGCCCAAGACAGCGGAGAAUUUCAGGGUGCUGUGUACGCACGAGAAGGGCUUCGGCUAUCAGGGCAGCAGCUUUCACAGGAUUAUACCCGACUUUAUGUGUCAAGGUGGUGAUUUCACGAACAACAACGGUACGGGAGGCAAGUCAAUCUAUGGACGGAAGUUUGAGGAUGAGAACUUUGUACUGAAACAUACGGGGCCGGGCAUAUUGAGUAUGGCCAACUCGGGACCCAAUACAAACGGUUCACAGUUCUUCCUGUGCACUGCAAAGACGGAGUGGCUAGACGGCAAGCACGUGGUGUUCGGCCACGUGAUCUCGGGGCUGGACGUCCUGCGUAAGAUGGAGCGGUAUGGCAGCAAGAGCGGCGCGCCCUCCGCCAAGCUUGUCAUCACCAACUGCGGCGAGCUACAAUGACAGUAGUUUUUUUUUUUUUUAUCUUUUAUCGCGGGCUUUGUGCCUUUGCGCGCGGCGACCGAAUCAAGAAAUUUCGCAAUUUCGCAACAAAAAACCUAUCACGGGACCCGUGUUAGGUUUUCUUGUUAUUCAAUUUCUCUGAAUGUACCGGUCGGUGUGGUGUUGCCAGACUUCGGUAUGCGUGCGACUAGACGUAAUAU
Molecule: messenger RNA, 1191 nt
Organism: Aricia agestis (brown argus)
Lineage: Eukaryota; Metazoa; Arthropoda; Insecta; Lepidoptera; Lycaenidae
Gene: cyp33
Product: peptidyl-prolyl cis-trans isomerase E
Exons: 5
Coding region: 77-991 (304 amino acids)
Biological process (GO): protein folding; protein peptidyl-prolyl isomerization
Cellular component (GO): intracellular membrane-bounded organelle
Molecular function (GO): peptidyl-prolyl cis-trans isomerase activity; RNA binding
Source: RefSeq, a predicted model, not a curated record